Molecule: messenger RNA, 686 nt
Organism: Mercenaria mercenaria
Lineage: Eukaryota; Metazoa; Mollusca; Bivalvia; Venerida; Veneridae
Product: vitelline membrane outer layer protein 1-like
Exons: 3
Coding region: 21-686 (221 amino acids)
Source: RefSeq, a predicted model, not a curated record
AAUCACCUUGUCCAGCAAAGAUGGACACGUCGACAUUUGUGCUCUUGUUUCUUUUUCUGACACAAUUAUUGCCAGGAAAUGCUUUGAUUUUAGUGAACAAUGCCCCAAGACGUGUAAAUAAAGUUCUGAAGGCUUCUAAUGGCGCGCCAUGGGGCGGCUGGGGUUCGCCCCAGUUUUGUGCGGAAGGAACUUAUGCCAUAGGAUAUGCAAUCAAGGUAGAACCAGGUCAAGGGAGCGGAGACGAUACUGCGUUAAAUUCCAUUCAACUUGACUGUAAAGGUCUUGAUGCGGUACGUUCUGGCGGGAAAAUUACUUCUCGAGAAGGACCGUUUGGUCAUUGGCAUAACGAGGUCACGUGUCCAACUCGAAACGGUGCACCAACAUUUCUGACAGAAUUUGUUCUACAAGUUGAACCUGACCAAAAGAGCGGUGAUGACACAGCGGCCAACUACGUGAAAUUCCUCUGUAGGGAUUUUGCUGCUUUAACUUACCCAAGGGAACUGGCAAUUCCACCAGGGCAUGGAUUAUAUGGUCGUAUGGGAAGUUGGAGCGGUAGUUGUCCCGCCAAUUCCGCCAUCUGUGGGUUGAGGACUGCAGUUGAAGGGGAUCAAGGAAGUGGAGACGAUACUGCUCUCAACAACGUCACGUUUUAUUGUUGCGAAGAAAACCCUGAAGCCGGAAAAUAA